UCCGCUACCAGCUGUGCUGUUGGAGGCUAUGGUUUUACAAUCGUCGAUGCUCAGAUUCGUUCAUUCCCGCAACAGCGGUGUCGCUCACAUGGCUACACACAAGAAGUUCGACUGCCGAGCGGCACAUCAACGUCAAGGUCCCUGCUCAGCUCUACCUGUGUCGGCGCUCGGUUUGUGGAUAUACCAUGGCAAGUAAUUUCGCCCGGAUUUUGUCCACCAAAAGACAUGUGGGCAUUCUGUCAUUAGUAGGAGCUGGCACGUUGACAGCAGGAAUAUUUCUGACCAGAGACCAACAUGUAAGCGCCGGGUCGCAGGUUCGGCGACUAUACCCAGCCAGUGCAGAAUACCCAGACCUUCGGAAACAUAACAACUGCAUGGCAAGCCAUCUCACUCCCGCCGUGUAUGCAAAACUGUGUGACAAAGCCACGCCAAAUGGCUUCACUUUGGAUAACGCCAUCCAGACUGGCGUGGACAACCCAGGCCACCCCUUCAUCAAGACCGUGGGCAUGGUGGCCGGGGACGAGGAGUCAUACGAGGUGUUUGCAGACCUUUUUGACCCUGUCAUCAAGGAGAGACACAAUGGGUAUGACACCAGAAACAUGACCCAUCCCACCGAUCUGGACUCCAGCAAGGUGAAGUCGGGCGUGUUUGACGAUCGCUACGUGCUGUCCUCGCGCGUGCGGACGGGCCGCAGCAUCCGCGGGCUCAGCCUGCCUCCGGCCUGCACGAGAGCGGAGCGUCGCGAGGUGGAGCGGGUGGUGGUGGACGCGCUGGCCGGCCUGGGCGGAGACCUGUCGGGACACUACUACAGUCUCAUGCAGAUGACCGACAAGGAACAGCAGCAGCUCAUCGAUGAUCACUUUCUGUUUGAUAAGCCAGUGUCACCCCUCCUGACCUGUGCAGGGAUGGCCCGCGACUGGCCCGAUGCCCGAGGAAUAUGGCACAAUAACGAGAAGACCUUCCUGAUCUGGAUAAACGAGGAGGACCACACGCGCGUCAUCUCAAUGGAGAAGGGCGGCAACAUGAAGAGGGUCUUUGAACGCUUCUGCAAGGGCCUGAAAGAGGUGGAGAGGCUGAUCACUGAGAAGGGUUGGGAGUUCAUGUGGAACGAGAGGCUGGGCUACGUCCUCACCUGUCCGUCAAACCUGGGCACAGGCCUACGUGCGGGCGUACACAUCAACCUCCCCAAACUUAGCAAGGACCCCCGCUUCCCUAAGAUCCUGGAGAACCUGCGUCUGCAGAAGAGAGGCACGGGGGGAGUGGACACUGCAGCAGUGGGAAGCACCUUUGACAUCUCCAACCUGGACCGCCUGGGGCAGUCUGAGGUCCAGCUGGUGCAGACGGUGAUCGACGGCGUGAACUUCCUGAUUGAGUGUGAGAAGAAGCUGGAGAAAGGACAGGACAUCCGCGUCCCUCCUCCCAUCGGCCAGAAGUAGACGGAGGGAGCAGCUCUGAGUGACUGGCCCUGACUCACGCUGCCUCAGUGUCCCCUGUCCCCUGUCCAUGUCCCUCCUGUCCUGCACUAUACUAUUCCUCCCUCUUAGUGGUCAACCGAGUCAGAGGUGUCCACAGAGAUUUUAGGCCCCUAUGAACGAAUACAGUUCUGAGUUUGUUUGUUCUUAAUAAUAAUAUUAUUAAUGUAAUAUUAAGAAAGUGAUUUUAAUAUAUUCUGCUCAAAGUGGCCCUGGUCAAUGCUUGAAGCCCCAUACACAGUCAUUUGAACUUCACUCCCUUUGCUGGUGGCACCCCUGAAUCGAGUUGCUUCAAUUUAACCACACCUGCAGUUCAAGCAAAAACUCCUCCAAGCCUACGUCAUUCCCAAAAAUGCACAGCCGAGCCCAGGCCCUGUGGAGUAUUACAACAUCACGGUUAAGUGAUAAACAUGGUCACUUACAGAACGUGGUAAACCUGCUAAUAGAUGGCCUGCAUGUGUCGUUUAGUUUAGAAAAUGAGACCUCCAGGCUCUUCUAUUAUCUGAUUUACCACCACCUCCACAGAUUAACUUAACUUGGUUAACUACUGAACCACCUUCUUGGAAUUCCCCUCUGGUCCUGCCCCCUCCCGGUCAGAGCAUGCUCAGUUCAUUUGUGUCCAUCAUGUCUUAUUAUGAACUCUCUCACUGUGUAUACCGGAGAAGUGAAUGUACUCCUUUUCAUGAUUGUGUUACUGUGGCCUCAUUCAGUCAUGUGGCAGACACCUAUAGUACUUGAUCAACUUUUACUGUAUAUGACAUGUUCUACAACAAUAAUAAUACCAACAGUAAUCUUCUGGAUGUAAAUGCUUGCUCAGGUGAAAUCAAUAAUCAUUUCCAACUGUGUUAAUAAUAAUGAUCAAUAUUUUUUGCGAAAACAAAAAAUGUAGCUCAAUAAACAAAAGCUUGUAUUUAUCCAAACACA
This is a messenger RNA of Engraulis encrasicolus (European anchovy), 2396 nucleotides long. RefSeq names its product creatine kinase U-type, mitochondrial-like. Lineage: Eukaryota; Metazoa; Chordata; Actinopteri; Clupeiformes; Engraulidae. Gene Ontology annotation, molecular function: creatine kinase activity. The record is from RefSeq and is a predicted model, not a curated record. Gene Ontology annotation, biological process: phosphocreatine biosynthetic process. The transcript is spliced from 10 exons. Bases 186 to 1436 code for a protein of 416 amino acids. Gene Ontology annotation, cellular component: mitochondrion.